This is a messenger RNA of Bactrocera tryoni, 5736 nucleotides long. It is a transcript of the gene Fas1, whose product is annotated as fasciclin-1. Gene Ontology annotation, biological process: cell adhesion; extracellular matrix organization. NCBI's taxonomy places the organism in Eukaryota, Metazoa, Arthropoda, Insecta, Diptera, Tephritidae. Bases 241 to 2244 code for a protein of 667 amino acids. The record is from RefSeq and is a predicted model, not a curated record. The transcript is spliced from 20 exons. Gene Ontology annotation, cellular component: extracellular matrix. Gene Ontology annotation, molecular function: cell adhesion molecule binding.
CAGUCAGUUCUUGGUGAACCGUUGUGCUGGUCGUGUCGUUGUCGCUGCCGUUGUUUAAACGCUCUUUACUGCCAAUAAAAACUUGUUCCGUGUGUGUGUUUUUCUUGUUGUUGUUACUGUGUUUGUAGUACAGGUUUAGCCUUAGCCUCGACUUGAGGGUGUGCUACAAAGUGUCAGUGUUUUAGUAAUUAUACUAGUAUAAGUCUAGCAAACAAACCAAACAAAAAAACAAGUGAGAAAAUGCCAUCAGCGUUCCGCAGGUGCACGCUGCAGGCCGCGCUGCUCGCCUGCCUCUGCGUGGCCAUGUCGCCGUUGCGCGCCAGCGCCAGCAUCGUGGAAAAACUGCGCGAUGAUUCCGAUCUGUCGCAGGCGACAACGCUGAGGCGCCUUAUACCUGUUAGGUUUUAUAGUUUACUAGAGCAAAAUAUCAUUGCGAAUUCCACUUUAACACUGCGACCAUGCACAGUGUUUGUGCCUACAAAUGCUGCAUUCCAGCGCCAUCAUGGACCCACACAUGUGCUCUAUCACAUAACAACGACACCAAUGACGAAGGACGAACUUAUAAAGGUUAUACCGUCAGAUAUGGGUGGCAAUCCAUCAUUGUAUAUAACGAAAAAUCGCAAUGGCGAUAUUUAUGUGAAUAACGCUAGAAUAAUACCAUCGCUGACGGUCGAAAUGACCAAUAGUCUGGGAAUGCGUCAGGUGAUGCACAUAAUCGAUGAAGUCUUGGUGCCACUUACUGCUUUGCCCACUGCCAAAAUGGAGUUCACCAAUUUGGAUGCCUAUCAAUUUAUGAAACAGGCCGACAUCUUAGAUAUCGGCGAGAAUCGCUUGAGAUCGUACCGCUCGCAAGUGACUUUAAUGCGUAAGGAUAAUCUCUAUCAGUCGCCAGGUGGACAUACAUUUUUAAUACCCGUCGAUGAAGGUUUCAAGCAAACCACACGCAGCAGCCUGGUGGACAACAAAGUCAUCGACGGACACGUCAUACUGAACAAUGUGAUUUUUACGGCAGCCGCGCAAAUGGAGGUGCCACAAACCACAGCCGCAUUCGAGGACAAUCUCAAAGUAACCGUUAGUUUCUUCAAACAAAAAGACGGCAAAAUGUACGUCAAAUCGAAUACUCUUUUAGGUGACGCCAAGCACCCCACCGGUGUGGUGUUGGCGGAAAUUGUCAAAGGCAACAUUCCGGUGCGAAAUGGUGUGGUGCAUCUGAUUCAUCGGCCGCUAAUGAUAAUCGACUCGACGGUGACGCAAUUUCUACAGAAAAAUUUUGGGUGCGAUUCCUUUAAGUUGAUGAAUGAUAAUGAAAAUGGCGCUCUGCGCAAAUUUUACGACGUAAUCAUGGAUAACGGUGGCGAGGUGCUAACCGACAUUAGCAACUUGGGUGAAAUUACAAUUUUGGCACCUAGCAAUGAUGCCUGGGAGGCUAAGGAUGUACAAAACUUAAUAAGAAAUCGUGAGAAAUUGCGUGAUAUCCUGAAUAUGCACAUUAUCAAAGACAAACUGAAUGUUGAUCGAAUUCGCCAAAAGAACAAGAAUAUUAUUGCUCAGGUGCCAACUGUCAACAAUCGUACAUUUUUGUAUUUCAACAUCAAAGAAGAAAAUGGCGAAGAAAUGAUAACUGUUGAAGGUGGUGGCGUCAACGCAACUGUACUGCAAGCGGAUGUCGCUCAAACUAACGGUUAUGUACACAUUAUUGAUAAAGUUUUGGGCGUUCCAUAUACGACUGUACUCGAAAAACUCGAAACGGAUCCCAUGAUGAGUGAUACCUUCAAAUUGGGUCAAUUCUCCGCCUUUAACAAUCAACUGAAUAACACACAACGUCGCUUCACCUAUUUCGUGCCACGUGAUAAGGCUUGGCAGAAGACCAAAUUGGACUACCCUUCAACACAUAAGAAACUCUUCAUGGAAGACUUCGCCUACCAUUCCAGGUCAAUAUUGGAACGUCACUUGGUCAUUGCCGAUAAUGUGUACACGAUGAACGACUUGGUAGCAAUGACAGCUGCGUCUGGUGACUCCAUUUUGCUGCCUACAUACAGAGAUUCCUUGAAAGUUAAAGUAGAAGAGGAAGCCGGACAUCUUCACGAUGAAUAUGCUUCACAUGAGUGGACCGGUUAUGUUAUCACUUGGAAUUUCAAGAAGAUCAACGUCUACCGACCGGAUGUCGAGUGCACCAACGGCAUAAUACACGUCAUCGACUAUCCCAUGCUGGAGGAACGGGACGUCGUCGUCAACGGAGGUUAGGCAUUAACCUAGCAACCUUCAACUACUACACUACAUACUCACAUUAUGUAGGUAAUGCGCAGAACUAUCUGCUUUGAUGUGUGUGUACCAUAAUUAUCAGAUCACAUUCCGAAACUGUUCAACAUUCUUAUUGAUUACGUUAGUGAUUACGAUUUUUAAUUACUCUUCUACUUCAACUACAUAUGUAUGUAUGUAUAGUAAUGAUAAUGAUAUUUAAAUAUUUAAUUGAAGUUUAAAUUACACUUGUUCAAAAACUAAAAUGAAAUAAAAGAUAAACAAUAAUGAAUAUUAAUACAUUUACUAAGUAAUUAGUUAAGCGUAAAACAAAAAACCGUAAAAUUGAAAAAAGUAAAAAAAAAACAGCUAAAAAAUAUUCCAUGAAGUUUAAAGAGACGAAAUUAAUUAUGUAAUUAAAGCAUAUAUAAUUGCAAUAAAAAAACAAUUAUCAAUUUCAUUAAUUUUGGUAGUUAAUACGAGUAAUCAACAUUUAAUAUUGGUAUGCUCGCAGUAGAUGCAAAACAUUGUAAGCUAAAGAAAACGCAUUUUUAGGGUGUUGGCGAGCUUGCUUAUGGAUGAUGGUCAACAAACACAAUUCAAAUACUAGAAAAGCAUAAACAUACAUAUUUUCUAAAGCACUCAUUUUCUAAAAAAAAAACUUCAAAUGCAAGGCAUUCGACUAGUUCGGAUUGGAAAGAAAUAGUUAUACAUAUAUACUAUACCAAGCAAGGGUUAGAUAUUUUCAAAUACAAAAACGAACUGCAAGAAAUGCUGUCUGUGGCCACAUGAUGCUUAGGCUGAGCAAAUCAGCGCAAUCAAAAGACAAAAAAAACAUGCUACAGUUUUCUGAACAGCAACCGAUUUUUAUUGCUUACACACUCACUUCUCAUGCAUAAUUGCAAGGAUUUAUUGGGGGGAGUGAACGUAUUCUAUCUACAAAUACCUUAAGGUUAUAGAUUACAGCGCGUUGCCAAGCAGAAUAAGAGUUUGGUUUCUAAAAACUAGAAAAGGUCAAGUUUUGCCACGCUUCGAGUCUCAUCGUUAAUUAUAUGUAAGCGAAAGCAUUGUAUGUAUGUACAUAGAUAACGUAAAUUGGCGAAACAUUAUUCGUUAUUGGAGCUGUAGCUUAAAUGUUCCCUAUCGGCUGUAUUCAAAGUUGCAUUUAAGAUUAUAAUUGCACGGGUUAUUGAAAGACAUUAAAAUUUCAAACAAAUUGUUAGUUAAAGUUAGAUGCAUUAAACUCUUUUGCCUUUUCACUUAAGCCUUCGCUCUCAAGAAGUAACACUUUAAAGAGUAAAAAAAAAUUUUUUACAAUUAAAAUGUAUUUAUUUUCGUUUAUUUUAUAUUAAUUAAUAUUAUAUAUAAUACAUUUGUUUGGAAGUUCAAAACAUUUAUGUAAUUAAAUAAAUUUUAAAGAAAACUAAUGAUAAGAAAACGAGUAUUGCGAUAGGAUUGAACGAGGAAUACAACACUGACGCUUAAAAAAGCUUUUGUGACCUUCAAGCAUUCACACUUCAAACGGUGCAAAUAUAAAAACAGCAACAUUUAAUUACAAUAACUAAAUAUUUAUUGAAAAUAUUAGAUAAAUGUAAAGAAAAAAAAAAUAAACAACAAGAAAAUAUAUUAUACAUAUAUACAAGUAUUUCAUAUAAAUAUGUAUGCAAACUUAUUGCUGUAGUCAGUAGUUACACGUUAAGAUCAUAAUCUGCUCCAAAGAACAUAUUAAACAUCACAACGUCCCGCCUCUUUUUACACAAACACAAUCACAACUUAUACAAUUACACCACAAACAUGGCCCACAAGCUACUUAAUUUUAGUAAAAUAUCGUUUGAGACGAAUUAUAACACCUAAAAUACCGUUAUGUGGCGAAACGUCAAGCACAUCAAAUAAAUAUGUAUACUUUUCCACACAGAAUUAACUCGAUUAGCACACUUGAGACUCCCAUAGCUGUAACAUACACACAUAUAGGAUGUAUAUGUAGUUGUGUAGCGUAUGUAAGGUACAUGUGUUUAGCAUUGAGGGGCGUGCACAGUGUACUACACCUUAGCAAAUCGGUUCAUUAAAUAACUAUUAUCUAACAACAAAAUUAACGUGUAACUAGUGCCUUACUAAAGUUUAACUAAUUACCUAAACCAUAACCUUAAAUUCAUGUUUAAACAUAACUUUAAUUUAAUGCAUAACAAAUACGUAUACAUAUACAUAUGUAUAUUUUAUUAAAAAAUUACUUAGAAAACAAUAAUUAAGCCUAACACUUUGUAGUAUGCCAGCUUACAUAAAAAUGUUAAACUAAAAUUAUAAAAACAAAAACUAUAAGUAUAAAAUGUCUUGGGCAUGUCAAGUGCUACUUCAAACAAAAAACAUAAUGUAUAAAUGUAUAUAAUAUAUACAUACAUACAUACUUACAUUAUAAAUGCAUAUACAUUCAGAGAGAGCAUAUUUAAAAAGAUUAAAUUAAUUAUAUUUUUAGUAGUUUAUUUAGAUAAGCAAUAAAAGCUUGCAUAUAAAUAAAAAUCAAGAACCAAAAAUGUAUGUAUGUUAUUCACAGAGCAGCCAGGAUAAUGUUUGUUAACAUUAAUAAAUGAAAUGAUGCAACAUAAUUAAUAAGUAAAAGUGGGGAAUGCUAAACUAAACAGAGUCUAUGCUAACUAUGAUCAAGAACUGUUAGUUCAGCCUGACAACAGCACUGUAUGUUAAAUUUAACAGAGUCUAUGCUAACUUUAACCAGAAGUGUUAGUUUAACAUGCCGUCAGGAGUUAAUGUUAAACUUAACAGAGCAUAUGUUAACUACAAUGAAAUAUUGUUAGUUUAACAUAGCAACAACAGUGAAUGUUAAACUAAACAAUAUUUAUGUUAACUAUAAUCAAGAAAUAUUAGUUUAGCAUGGCAAUAGCAGUGUUAAACUGAACACAGCAUACAGCAUGUUAACUAUUAUGAAGAAGUGUUUGUUUAACAUAGCAACAGCGGCAUAUGUUCCCAGAGAUUUUUGCGGUAUAAGCUACAUAUGUAAUAUUUACAUAAAUUCCUUUAAAUGUUCCCUAAUUUUCGUAUUUUCUGCUUUAGUUCUUCUGUAAAUACUGUGUGGUGCAUGUAAACCUUAGGAAUUCGAAUAAAUUGUUCAAUUUGAAUUUCUUUGUUCAAAGUGGAUUUUUAACUAUGUACAGUUACAAUGUUUAUUAAUCUAAUUCGGAUAAAAGGUAAACAAUACAAUUUAAGAGGUCCUAUUAUAAAAAAAUCCAAAUUAUUCAAAGAAAUUAGAUUUUUUUUACAACAGCCCUAAUUUUUCCGCUUUUUAAGCGUUUAAAAGUAUUGCCAACAGAAGAAUUUGUGUAAAAUUACUUUUUAAAUAAAAUUUCUCGAAAUUAAAAUAUUUUCUUAAUUUCUUUUUUAACAUUACUUAGGAGCAAUACCUAAAAUACCAUUCGAGUAUAUGCAUAAUACAUUUAUACAUAUACAUAUGUAUGUACAAGUAUACAAAAUAAAAACUUGAGGAGAACA